CAUAGAACUGGCUCAUCUGACGUCAGUAGACGGCUUUAGGAAGAUCGAGCUCACCACUGGUUCUGGAUCAGCCAAGGAAAAACUAUCCUCAGAACCGGAACGUCUCCGCGAAGCACCAUAAAGGCGACUCAGGUCAGUUAAAGGCACGCGGUUGUGCGCACGUACGAAUGUGUGGAGGGAGUCCGCGUGUUGCAUUGACAGUCUAGUCUUAUGCAAGCCACCUUGCUCAGAGGCACGAUGUCCGACUCUGCUACUUCAGCAGAAAGCAACGGAUACUCUGGACUACAUGGGUCCUGGGUGGAGCUGGAGAUGAAGGCCCAGGCUACAUCCGCAGGCACCCCUGCCCCGGGCCUCCUGCCCCUGCUGCCCCCCUUGCCUCCCCUGCCCCAGCCGGAGGAGGAGGAGGCCAUGGUGGGGGGUCUGGAACACGUGCCCUCCUCGUCCUCCAUCCAUAACGGAGACAUGGAGAAGAUCCUGCUGGACGCUCAGCACGAGUCCAGCCGCAGUAACUCGUCCUGCGACAGCCCCCCACGUCCCCACAGCCCUCAGGACGAAGGACAGAUCAUCUUCGAUGUGGACGUGACCAACAGGAGAGACAGCCAGUCAGAAGAGGGAAGUCUGGAUAAAGAGCAGGACAUGGACAUCCUGAUGAAGGACUCAGAUAUCCUGAUGAAGGACUCUGACUGGGUAGCAGACUGGUCCAGUCGACCUGAGAACCACCCUCCCAAGGAGUUCCACUUCCGUCACCCACGGCGCUCCGACACCCUGAGCAUGAGGAAGUCCGGGGUCAUGAAGAAGGGAGGAAUCUUCUCAGCCGAGUUCCUCAAAGUCUUCAUCCCCUCGCUGCUCCUGUCUCACAUCCUGGCCAUCGGACUUGGGGUCUAUAUUGGGAAGAGGUUGAUCACAGCUCCUACGAGGUCUUUCUGAAGCUAUACCCCCAGAAGAGAAGCCUAAGCUGUGGCCGCCAAUUCGUCGGGAAGAAGAAAAAAUAUAUUUUGCGGUGGUCAGAAGAAUGCUUUUUUUUCCCUCCUCUUAACUUCCCUUCUCUCACUUUUUCUCUCGCUUCUUUUUCUUCUUCGUCCGAGACGGGUCGUGUUCUUCAAAAAAACACGUUGCUUUUCUUUUUCUUUGUUUUUCCCCGACCACUCCCCCCCCCCCCCUCCCCUUACCUCUCAACCCUCCCCAGGUACCAGGCUUUCUCCCUCUCCUAUAGAAGGAAAGAUUAAGGUCGGGACCCCUCGAUCUUCCAGAUUGAGUCCACUGGUUCAAAACAGGCAGGCUUUUUGGGGGGAGGAGGACACCAAGAAUCCAAACUCACCACACCACCCCUGUUAUAUAAGAAUGGUCUGUCCCACUUGUAUAAGAGACCCUUGACCCCGGAUUGUACCACCUUCUGUCCAGGUGGUUGGGUGUUUCUCCCUUUAGCUCAAACUCCUGAAAGGGAUUGACCCAAAAAAUCUGAGGGUAACUGACCUAAAAAUGUGAGUAUACCUUUGAAAGUUCUUUUGUUUACUACGAAUACAAUUAUUCUAGAAAACGAUUCUGAGAUUAUUUUUACCACCGGUUGUUGCUCGGUGGAAAGAUUUAGAGUAUGGAAAGAUGAUGAAGUAUGUGAACUCACACCCACCCAACCGUGAUGUGAGUCUUGAAGACAGAUAUGCAUGCCAAUGUGUGUGCCAUCGUGUAUUACAAAUGGAUCCCGGACCAUUAUCACACCCUGCAUUUUAUUUACGUCAUUUUAUUUGUGGUCACAACGGGGUUUGAAAAAGGUUUUAAUGAUAAUGAUAGGCAUGUAAAACAUGCUAAUAGUAAUAUUUCUGAAUCGACAGAUUAUUUCUUUUCAUUGAGAGUUAGGUAGCAACACUGAGAUGUUGGCAGACACAGAGACGGAUGUCCGUCCUCACCCGUGACGUUCCUUUCAGCCACCUGAGGUGUUGGCAACAUAACGUAGCCGGUCCGGUCCUGGUUUCACCUGGUUACAUUUACAUUUAGUCAUUUAGCAGACGCUCUUAUCCAGAGCGACUUACAGUAAGUACAGGGACAUUCCCCCCGAGGCAAGUAGGGUGAAGUGCCUUGCCCAAGGACACAAUGUCAUUUGGCACGGCGGGGAAUCGAUCCGGCAACCUUCUGAUUACUAGCCCAACUCCCUCACCUCUCAGCCAUCUGACUCCCGCACUACCUGGUUAACCUCUUCAAGGCGGUUAGCUUUCAUCUGACACACGCUUUCACAGUUAGCGGAAGGGACAAACAUACUAAGUGUUCAGUUCUGUUUCCUUGACUGUCAAGAUGCUUUUGAACAAGCGGGUGGUUUGUAGGCACAGAGUAGGUUUAAGGGCGGUUAACAGGGGACUUGUUCCCUUCCAAUGGUGGCAGAGUUUUGGGAGGAGUGUUAGCACAUUGUCUUUUCCCUGCUCCAACAAAACUGAUUCAAAUGAACGGGUCGUUAGCAAGCUGGUGACGACCAUUCAUUUGAAUCAGAUAUGACGGAACAGGGAAACAUCUCAAACACGCAGGACAGUCUGGUCCUGCAUGGGUACGGCUGACAGUCUACGGCUGACAUCCCAUAAUACACACAAACUGCCAACAGGGAACGGGGUCCGUACGAGACCUCGACUCUUCUCAGUAACCAUGUGCCUCAGCGUGCGCUCUCCGACAUCACCGUAGGGCCUGCAUUCUCUAGAGCAGGAUGCGUCGGGUCACAGGAAGCGCUGUCCUCCUCUUCCUCACAGAGAGGAAGGCAUCAAGAGAUCGAGGUUAAAACGUCAGCGAUGGAAAGACACGAUCUGUGAUCACACUAUUGCCCGAGCAGAGAAGCCGAUCUCCCAAGGGAAUUCAUCCCAAUACGUUUCAAAAGAUACAUAGCAAUAGUUUUACUUCUGAAGUACAGUGUUAUAGGCGUUUUAUCCUGGAGGGUCAAUUUUGCUGCAGUCAAUCCCGGCUCACGGUGUCCUUCUCUCUGUCAUCGGUAAUACGGAGAUACAUUUGUGUUUUAGUGCCACAGAGUCGAUCGAUGCUCCCAUUUGUAUUUGCAACCUUUGACUGCGAGGUUUUGAUAGUUUGAGUCGGUUUGUUUUGCGUGUGUUUUUGUGCCGUUAGAGACAGAUCUGAACACACCGUAGGGACGUGCUGCAUGGAUACUGAGAUACGCCUACUUAGGGACAUUGAUGCAGAUCACGAUUUCAAACCGGCUGAAAUGAAAGUGUAGGAAAAACACUGCCUGCAUGGGGCAGGGCCCGACACAGAGACAAAGAAAGUGUUCUGAACAUAAUUUAUCUAAUUGCUAUGGUUGUUGUAAUGAUGCACAUAUGUAUUUGCUUUGAUUUCCCCCCUCCUCCUUCCUCUUUCAUUCACAAAAGAAAAUGAAUAAAUAAAUAUUUGUCAUAUUAAAAUGUCCUGAUCCAAGCUGAA
Messenger RNA from Hypomesus transpacificus, 3408 nucleotides. RefSeq names its product BCL2 interacting protein 3 like b (gene bnip3lb). The transcript is spliced from 6 exons. The coding region runs from base 211 to 927 and encodes 238 amino acids. Lineage: Eukaryota; Metazoa; Chordata; Actinopteri; Osmeriformes; Osmeridae. The record is from RefSeq and is a predicted model, not a curated record. Gene Ontology annotation, biological process: mitochondrial outer membrane permeabilization; defense response to virus; positive regulation of apoptotic process. Gene Ontology annotation, cellular component: mitochondrial envelope; mitochondrial outer membrane; nucleus.